GUGGACCCAUGCACUUCCCAUGGCAGGGUACUGCCCUAAGCAUUACACACAUUGUUUCCGCCUCACCCACACACUGCAGUAGGUCAUCAUCAACGCUUUUUAUAUAUGAGACCAUUUUAGAGAUGGUAGGCAGCUGUUCAGGCUGCACGAGGCCUGAGUGCUGGAGUCGGGCACUCAGGUGAGAACCCAGUGCCAGCCUCUGAGAAGUAGGUGGGUGAGAGCCACUUUCCAGAUGAGGAAAUGAGAUGCAGAGAGGAGCUGGGUGGGGGUCAGUGAAUGGCCGUGUGUGGCUGGGAAGCUGGGUGAGCUUGCCCUCUACGCAGUGCUCCGAGCGAGCAGGAGGCCUGGGGCGUGUGCAGAGCGAGGGGCCCCAUGAAUAAUUGAGAGUCCUGGGCAGGCUGGCCAUCCUGCAGCUGUCGCAGCGCCGCGGGCAAGGGGGCGGUGGCCACGUCACUUCCUCCCCUGCGGGGCCACCAGGCAGAUUAUAAGGUGCUGGCAGCAGCUGCAGAGCUGAGGACCCAGGUCCAGACCACCAGCCAUGGUGCGCUGCUUGCCGGUUCCCGCGCUCUUGCUGCUGUUGGGGGCCGUCACCGCGGCUCCCCUGGUGCCCAGCCCCGACAAGGAGGAGCUGACCCGCUGUCUGGCAGAGGUGGUCACUGAGGUGCUGACCGUGGGCCAGGCCCAGAAAGGACCCUGCACGGCUCUCCUCCACAAUGAGAUAUGCAAGACGGAGCCCUACGGCUGCACGCCCCCUGGGGAGAAGGGAGGGCUGCUCCGGGACUCCAAGAAGCAGGAGGCUGGGAAAACAAGGCCCAGCCAGGAGGUGAGGGACCAGGAAGAGGAGGCAGCAGAGCGCACCCACAAGGCCGAGGGGCGAGAACAGGCCGUCCUCGAGCAGCUCCACAGCCGGCUCCGCCAGGAGGAGGAGAAAGAGGACGAGGAGGAAGAAAAGAAGGGGCCCAUGGAGACCUUCGAGGACCUGUGGAAGAGCUGGCUAGAGGGUGGAGGGGGCCCCCAGAAGCGGGUGGCAGAGAAGGCCAGUGAUGAGGAGACAUCCCGGUUUGAGGAGGAGAAGGAUGUGCAAGAGCUGGGUGGGGGCCGCAGCCUGUGGCAGGGGACAGAGAAGGUCGCAGGAGAGAGACACACGGACGCACCACACCGUCACCAGCAGCAGCAGCAGCAGCCAGGCGCCGAGGCCAAGCAGGAGGAGGAGGAGGCGGCUUCAGAGCGGGAGAGUCACGGGGAAGGCCACCAUUACAAGAGUACAGCCACCAGGAAGGCCACCAUGACCGCCUGGAAGCAUCCGAGUUGGCCACCCCUGCCAGUCCAUAACCAGCAAGUUGGCCACCAGGAGAACCUGCCACGGCUGCCGCGGCGGGCUCACCAGGCUAGACUGGUACCACUGCUGGGCCACGGAAAGUAAGCUGUCACCGGGAUUGGUGGCACUAACUGAAGUGGCCAUCACAUCACAAAUGGAUCACCCAAGUUGGGCACCUUUGGCAGUCCCUAGAGCACUGCAUGAAGACCUCAGACUUGCAGGCUGGCAAACCCAUCCCAUGCCACGAGGACUAGGAGGACUGCUAGGUGCUGCCACUGUGAGAAGUGCUGGGGGACCCCUGGGGCGGCCUGCCUUCACAGGUAGACACUGAUCACUGUCUCUGACCCCACCAGGAACACGACAUGGAGCGGCUGGAGCGUGUGAGUGACGAGCUGAAGAAGGCCACCGUGAUGCUGGGGGAGGCGCUCUGGAGGGA
Messenger RNA from Chinchilla lanigera (long-tailed chinchilla), 1754 nucleotides. RefSeq names its product coiled-coil glutamate-rich protein 2 (gene Ccer2). The record is from RefSeq and is a predicted model, not a curated record. Bases 539 to 1423 code for a protein of 294 amino acids. NCBI's taxonomy places the organism in Eukaryota, Metazoa, Chordata, Mammalia, Rodentia, Chinchillidae. The transcript has 5 exons.